Messenger RNA from Chironomus riparius, 1186 nucleotides. NCBI's taxonomy places the organism in Eukaryota, Metazoa, Arthropoda, Insecta, Diptera, Chironomidae. The record is from the annotation of a GenBank genome assembly.
GCAAAUACUUAGAGCUAAGUUUAAGCUUAGUUGAAUUAUUUUAAAAGUGCUUUAAAAAUGAGUUUUAAAAUUUUAUUUUUUACUGCAUUAUUAGUGCAUUGUGUUUUGAUUAAUGGAGGACAAGUUGUGAAAAAACAACAAUUUCAUAGAUACUUAGGUGACUCUUGUCGAUUAAUAGAUAGAUCAAUAGGAAUUUGCCAAAAGACUGAAGAUUGCAAAGGAUCAGUCAAAGAGUAUCUUCAUCAGAAGAAAUUCUCAGAAAUAACUUUGUGUGCUUUUGAUAAGGAUAAACCAGUUUUGUGCUGUGAAAAUAUUAUUGAAGUUCUCCCGCCACCAUCUCAAUUGGUGACUCCAUUUCAAAAGCUUUUGUGUGAAAAUAGUCCAAAAACACCUCGACUGUCUAAAAAUAUUGUGGGUGGAGAUUUAACAGAACCUCGUGAAUUUCCACAUCAAGUUGCUAUUGGUUAUCAACAAGAUUCACAAAGUCCAAUUGAAUUUAAAUGCGGAGGAUCUCUUAUUAGCGACAGACUUGUUUUAACAGCUGCUCAUUGUGUAAACAUAGAAUCUCCUAAAAUCGUUAGAUUAGGAAGGGUGUCUCUUGUGCCAGAUGUAUAUGAUUACGCACCAAUUGUUGAUAAGAGAGUACAAAAAAUAAAUAUUCAUCCGAAUUACUCGAGAGGAACAAGGUUAAAUGACAUUGCAUUAAUUCAUCUAAGCAAAGUGGUAAAAUUCUCUGAUCAUAUUCAACCGAUUUGUCUUUCUGGUCCAAGAGAUUUAACACAUAAGAAUAUGACAGUUACUGGUUUUGGAACGAUCAACACAGACACCAAUAAAAGGUCAGACUGGCUUCGAAAAGCAGUAAUUAAAGGAACUCCAUUUGAUAAAUGUAAAGCAACCAUAAGAGAGCUCGACGACAGUCUAGACAUCAAUGAUACUCAGUUUUGUGCCUUGGGAAAAAAUAAUGAAGAUGCAUGCAAAGGCGACUCCGGAGGUCCAGUUAUUCACGACGAAGAUAAUCAACACCAAUUGUAUGGAAUUGUAUCGUUUUCAAUCGGAUGUGGUGGCAUUCCAGCUGUUUACACAAAGGUUGAUAAGUUCCACGAAUGGAUUGAAAGUCAAAUGAAAUAAAACCAAACAUUUCUAGCCAUUUAUUUUAUAAAUGAAUUGUUAUUAAUUUAAAACCACA